Messenger RNA from Cutaneotrichosporon cavernicola, 1638 nucleotides. RefSeq lists its product as uncharacterized. The transcript is spliced from 5 exons. Lineage: Eukaryota; Fungi; Basidiomycota; Tremellomycetes; Trichosporonales; Trichosporonaceae. The record is from RefSeq and is a predicted model, not a curated record. The coding region runs from base 1 to 1638 and encodes 545 amino acids.
AUGUUAUGCCUUUGGCACAUUCCGCACGACGCCAGUGAUCAUUCUUGCCCCACUCCUUGGAGCCCUAUAAGCCCACCCGAGGAAGAGUCCGAUACACAGCGUAGGCUGGCCAAGAAGGAUCAACACUGGGCCGACAUCGCCGAACUCCAUAUGACCCCCGCUGUCAAAGCAUUGCGCCCAGGCAUUCCCUUCACUAUUGAUGUUCCCAGCUGCGAUAAACUUCGAGAGUUCAUCUUCAUCUUUGGUAUGUUCAACAUGCACUUCCCGAUCACCUUCCAGGACGGGGUCAAGUGGCUUGGGCGCCUUCACAAUGCUAAGGGCAUGCUUGGCAACAGCGAGGAUAAGGUUCGGGCAGGAGAGGUUGCUGUAAUCAAGACCCUCCGUGAUAUUGCGCCAGAGUUUGUCCCCAACAUUCACCUCCCUCCGGGUCAAACUGUGCACAAGCUACAGUUCUUCUUCAACGAGCGUUCAGAGGGACGGCGAUAUGAGCUGUGGCCUGCGAUGGCAGCCGAGACCGGGUUCCAGCAGGUCGUCAAGGACAUUGCACAGUUCAUGGUGAAGAUGUCGACCAGGGAGUUCUCUGGCGUUGGCAGUCUCAAGUUCGACAUGGAGCAGAACAUUGUUGUCGGGCCGCUCAUCGCCAAGCAGUUCAAGCUGACCGAGCUCGCCAACCUCGAGGUUUACCGGACUUCCGCCGAGUGCUACCUCGCCCGAAUCGACAAUCUCCUUCGGUUGAUUCGCGAAAAGGCGCUGGGAUGGGCAAGCUCCUGGUCCAAAGAUGACAUGUCAACCCCUGUUUGGCGGUACAUCCUCCUUCUUGAAGUGCGUGACUUUGUCCACGGCUGCGAGGACAUGAACCGUGAACAACCAACCUAUAUCCGACACAAGGACGAUCACGUCGGCCAGUUCCUUGUCAACGACAGCGGUCGCCUGGACGACAUCAUUGACUGGGAAUUUUCCGCUGUGGUCCCUUUUGCCGAAGCCUUCACGGCCCCCGAUGCGCUCUCUAUCGACCUCCCACGCCCAGGCAUGAGGAUUCAGUUCACCGACGCCAACGUUCUCACUCCUCUCGAGCUCCAGUUGCAGGAAGAGUUGCGAGCUCUCGGCCGUGAGGAUAUGGCUCUCGCCGUCGGCGACACUCGCAAAUUCCAGCGUUUGGACUGGGUCAUGUUCGGCUAUGACUUUAGGUACGAGUUCGCUGUCGGCCUUAGGCGAGCGCUCUACCCCGACGCCAAGGUCCCGAGCUCCAAGGAGGAAUGGAUCGAGGAAGGUAUGGCCAAGUACGGUCACGAUGAGCAGCUCGAGCAACUCGCUGCUGGAUGGGAGGUUUACAAGCAGGCUAGGCUGGAGGCCGAAGCCGCUAAGGCUGAAGCUGAGGCCACAAGGAACGAAGUUGAAGUUGCGAAGACGGAAGCCGAGCCCGUCUCUAUGGCGUCAGAGAAAGUCUCCAACCCGGCGAAGGACGACGGCGACAGCAUGGUACCCGAGUCACUGUCACCCUCCAGUGGGACUACCAGUUCGCCCACCAACUCGAGCCCUUCGGACUCCCUGGUGACCGAAACUCCCUCCACUGAGGAGAGCAUGUCCAGCCCCGGCGUCCAGGUCCCGAAGGCUGGUGAAGCUCCAGACGAGCCUUGA